Messenger RNA from Staurois parvus, 289 nucleotides. NCBI's taxonomy places the organism in Eukaryota, Metazoa, Chordata, Amphibia, Anura, Ranidae. The record is from the annotation of a GenBank genome assembly.
CAUGGUGUGCGCAGAGAGAGGUCAGAACUACAGGGGCGUUAUGACUCCCUCCUCAGAGAUUUGCAAAGACAAAAGGGAGCUAGAACGUAUGCAAAGAGAGCUGCGCAAAGGCCGAAGUGCUAUGAGGCUGUUGAAGCAAGAACAGCGAGAACUACAAGACAGGUUUUCUCAGCUUUCUAUAGAAAAGGAGCAGGCACAGCAGGAGCAUCAACGAAAACUGCAAGAACAAAUGUACAAGGUACAAGAGCUGAAUAUUGAAAACCAUAAGCUUCAGGAAGAGCAAAAUAGG